This is a messenger RNA of Cutaneotrichosporon cavernicola, 2781 nucleotides long. RefSeq lists its product as uncharacterized. Gene Ontology annotation, molecular function: zinc ion binding; DNA binding; histone binding. Gene Ontology annotation, cellular component: SWI/SNF complex. NCBI's taxonomy places the organism in Eukaryota, Fungi, Basidiomycota, Tremellomycetes, Trichosporonales, Trichosporonaceae. The coding region runs from base 1 to 2781 and encodes 926 amino acids. The transcript has 5 exons. The record is from RefSeq and is a predicted model, not a curated record. Gene Ontology annotation, biological process: positive regulation of DNA-templated transcription.
AUGCCUCCACAAGACGCUCCCUCUCCCACCCCAUCUGUUGCUGGGAAGCGCGGCCGCGGCUCGACUGGCCCUUCUGCGCCGCGCAACAAGCGGCGCAAGGGGGAUGGGACGGGAACGCCUGCGCCAGACAGUGGUGCUGAAGGGAACACGCGCAAGCCUGUCAACUUUGGUGUCGGGAUGGUCAAGGGACGCGAGGAGGAGUGGAGCGAACCUGCAGACGUCAAGACAAAGAUCAACUUUCUCGACUUACCCACGGAAACACUCUACGCCUACCUCGAGGCACACGAUCUCCUCCCACACUGGGACGUGUCGCCUUGGAGCGAGCAGCCAUGCACGCCACCAACGAUGGCCGCGUUGUACACGAUCCCGCCGCCUCCCCCCCUCGUACCCAUUAACCCAGAGCCAAAGGAGAAGCAGCCCGAGGCUGAGCCAGAGGCCGAGUCCGAGUCCAAACCCGUGGAAGUUGAUGGGGAGAUUGCAGAGGAUGGGAUCGCGGUCCCCACGACGCGCAGCAAGACUGCCCCUCUCCGCCAAGCAACCAGCUCAUCCCCAGCCCCGAACCCUGCGAUCAAGAGAGGCAUCAUGACUCUGGCGGACGUUCAUGCAGCUCAUGCGGUGCUGGCAGAAAAGGCCAACCAGCACUGGGCCAAGGGCCUUGGUGGGGGCCAGAAUCGCGAAGGGGAGACGAUUGUUAAUUUCCUGUACAAGAACAAGGUUGGCCACACCGAUGCUCUCUCUGGAGAUGUCACCGCACACGACCUUGCAACCGCCCCCGGCAAGGAGCGGGAGCGCGAACCCUUCUUUGGCGGUGACACGGCCAACAUCAGCAACUCGGACGCGAUGGACGUUGACACCAACGGCGGAGAGUCGUCUGGCGUCAACCAGUCCGCGGUGGUACUUGCAGGUGCGUCGCCCAGCGUCGACCCUCCAGCAGACGGCGCGACGCCAGUCGGCGCAGGCGACGCGCGGAUGAACUCGAACGACCUGCACGCACUUGCGACGACGUAUCUCGCGAGCCAGACGCACCCGCUCGUCGUGCCUUCGUACUCGUCGUGGUUCUCGCUGUCAACCAUCCACCCCAUCGAACGCAGGUCGCUUCCCGAGUUCUUUAGUAAGCGCAAUCGCUCAAAGACGCCCGCCAUCUACAAGGAUUAUCGCGAUUUCAUGAUCAACACGUACCGCCUCAACUCUGGCGAGUACCUAACUGUGACUGCGUGCCGCCGCAACCUCGCCGGUGAUGUCGGAGCAAUCAUGCGCGUCCACGGCUUCCUCGAGCAGUGGGGUCUCAUCAACUACCAGGUCGACCCAGACACGCGCCCCGCGCCCCUUGGUCCGCCAUUUACCGGUCACUUCCGCGUCACGGUCGACACACCCAAGGGUCUUAGCAACCUGCACCCCGGGAGCAAGCCUGGGACUGGCGCGCUUGGCCCUGUCAACGGCGUCAAGCCCCACCCCACUAACCUUGACCUCCGCAAGGUCAUUUACCAGAGCACGGCCAAGACGACCAAGGCGACGACCGAGGAGAAGGCUGCCAAGGCCGCUGUUGAGCAGAGCAACGGUGUGGCCCAGCCCCAGCCCAAGAGCUACGCCUGCGAGACAUGCGGCACAGACUGCACGCGCACGCGCUACCACAGCCUCAAGGACGGCGAAUACACUGUGUGCCCGAGCUGUUACGUGAGUGGGCGCUUCCCGAGCACCAUGUUCUCGGGCGACUUUGUGCGUCUCGACGACGAGGUGUUCAAGCACGGUGCGAGCGGCGCCGGUCCCGAGUGGACCGACCAGGAGACGCUCCUCCUCCUCGAGGGUGUUGAGAUGUACGACGACGACUGGAAGGCCGUCGCCGACCACGUCGUGACCCGGAGCAAAGAGCAGUGCAUUGCCAAGUUCCUCCAGCUCCCCAUUGAAGACAACUACCUGUCCGCCGACCCUGCAGCGCAGCUGGGCCCGCUCCGCUACCAAGCAGGCAUGAACGGUAUGCCGUUCGAGGGCGCCGAAAACCCUGUCAUGAGUGUGGUAACCUUCCUGGCCAGCGCGGUUGGACCUGCAGUCGCCGCCGCCGCCGCGCAGAGCGCGCUUGGCGAGCUCGCACAGAGCCUCAAGCGUAAGCGCAAGGACGAGGACAAGGACAAGGAGGGCGAGAAGCGCGCAAAGUCGGAGGACGUCAAGCCUGAAGCUGGCGAGGGCACCCCUGCCGCUGCUGAGGAAGGGUCCAAGUCCAAGUCGCCCGAGAAGGAUGCUACGGCCGAGGCAGCUGAGGCUGAGGCAGCGGACAAGGACGGCGAUGCGCUGUCCAAGAGCUCACUGGAACGCGCUGCGAGUGUGGCCCUCGGUGCUGCGGCGGCCAAGGCCUCGACCCUCGCGAGCCACGAGGAGGGACGCCUGAACGCUCUCGUGUCCCGCCUCGUGGCGGCGCAGGCGCGCAAGGUCGAGCUCAAACUCGCCCUGUUCGAGAAGCUCGAGGACGUGCUCGAGGACGAGAAACGCAAGCUCGAGCUCGACCGUCAGCGCCUCUUCCGCGACCGUCUUUCCGUGCAGAAGCAGCUUGCCGAGGUGGAGCGGUUGCUCGCACGCGCUCGCUCCGAGCCCAAGGCCGUCACUCCCGGCGAGGUCGAGGCCGUCCGCACCGCCCUCGCACCCAAUACGGCCGAGCAGGCGACGCGUCUUGCGCCGGAGGCUGAAGCGGCUGCUGUGGCUGAGCUCAAGGCCGAUUCAGCGGCGCCAGCGCCCACUGGAGACGGUGCUCAACCACCGCCCCCGCAGCCGUCUGUUGCCCAGCUUUAG